This is a messenger RNA of Vicia villosa (hairy vetch), 240 nucleotides long. RefSeq lists its product as uncharacterized. Gene Ontology annotation, molecular function: structural constituent of ribosome; 5S rRNA binding. The transcript has a single exon. Lineage: Eukaryota; Viridiplantae; Streptophyta; Magnoliopsida; Fabales; Fabaceae. Bases 1 to 240 code for a protein of 79 amino acids. The record is from RefSeq and is a predicted model, not a curated record. Gene Ontology annotation, cellular component: ribosome. Gene Ontology annotation, biological process: translation.
AUGACUCUAACGAAACGGUAUGUGCUGAGAUUGUUCAAAUCAAUAAAGUACAUUACUGCAAGUGUUGUAGAUCGAAACAGUGGACAAAUAGUAGCAACAUCAUCCACUGCGGAGCACGACAUCAAGCAGUCCCUGGAGUGUGCCAGGUACUGCAAUGCAAAAGCAACUGCUGUUGUAGGGGAGGUAUUGGCCAGGCGUCUCAAGGUUGAGGGGCUUAAAUUUAUCAUUUCUAAAAUAUAA